Messenger RNA from Cyprinus carpio (common carp), 801 nucleotides. RefSeq names its product FAS-associated factor 2-like. NCBI's taxonomy places the organism in Eukaryota, Metazoa, Chordata, Actinopteri, Cypriniformes, Cyprinidae. The coding region runs from base 100 to 801 and encodes 233 amino acids. The record is from RefSeq and is a predicted model, not a curated record. The transcript has 6 exons.
CUUUGGAAGAAUUAUAUAACUAUUUGUAAUUACAAAUGUUGCAAUCCUGAUUGCAAAGAAGUCAAUGAUAAUUAGCCUCCAAGUCACAAAAGAGGCUGGAUGAGGUUAAAAUCUUUUAAUUUAAGAGGUUACUCGUUUCCCCUGGUGUUCAGAACUCUAUUUUUAAUUAAAUGUGUAUGCCUUUGUGAUUUUAUGUAUUUUCCCUCAAUUGAGGAAACACGACUGGCAGAGGCUAGAGGGCAAAAUCCAGAGGUGCCAUCUUUUGAACAGAGAGUGGAAACUGUAGAACAGACACGGACACUAAGGAGAAGCCAGGACAUAGAAUACCUGGAGGCCCUCAACAGAGACCAGCAAAGGGACCAGGAGAGGGAAGCGCAGAGAUUGUCUUUGGAGUGUAGCGAGGAAGCUGCACAGUUGAUGGAAGAGAGGAGACUGAAUGCCUUACUGGAAAGACGCAGUCGCCUGUGUCCUGAACCUUUAGAUGGCUUCAGAAUCCAGCUCAAAUACUGUGAUGGUUCCAUGAAGUCGAGGCGGUUCCUACCUACACAGUCAUUGCAGAACCUUAUGGAUUACGCUGGCAAUGACGACUCGGCCAGUGAAAUAUUCUGGUUGAGCAUGCCAAGUGCAGGCACACGGCUAUCAAGCACUAUGACUGGAACUCUUGAAGAACAUAACUUGACUACACCUUGCACAUUAUUUGUUCAGUGGUUGGAAGGAGAGGAGGUGGAACAAAUCCGUUUCAACUCUCCAAAUCCUGAAUCCAACAUUGAUGAAUGGCCAGAGGCCCAUCCUCCACUUUGA